ACAAUACAAAAUUAUGAGAAGAAUGAGUAUAAACGAAGCAUGAUCUCACUUUAAGGAAUUAAAUAGUAAAUUAGCGACAUAAGUAAUUCGGUUAUCUCAUUGGUCGACAAAUUAUAUUAAUACAAAUCAAGCGAAGUCUAACACAGUUCAAUAACAUUUGAAGAUUAUUAAUACUCUGUACUUGAGAAGCAUUAUGUUAAAACAAUAUAAAUGUACAUAGCCUGACAUCAGAGAGAUAUAUCCCCACCUUUUCUGUGAACAAAGAUCAUCUACUCUCAAAUACUUCAUAUUUAUCAGUAGCUUUUGAACUAAACUUCAAAUAUGAAGUCCUUAUUGAUUGUAUAUUUGACUGCAUAUGUUUGGUUAACACUUUGUCAGAAAGCUUCAGCCUCUAAUAAGAGUAUUCCUCUGGUAGUCAUUACUUGGGAUUAUAAGGAUGCUGCACAAAGAGCAUGGAAUGUUUUGAACAAUGAGAAAAGGAGUGCCUUGGAUGCAAUAGAAGAAAGUUGCAGUGUCUGUGAAGAGCAAAGAUGUAGGAAAACUGUAGGAUAUGGAGGCAGUCCAGAUGAAUCUGGAGAAACAACUCUGGAUGCUCUAAUCAUGGAUGGAGUAACAAUGGAUGUCGGUGGUGUAGGACUAUUAAGAAAUGUGAAAAAUGCCAUUUCAGUUGCUCGUAAGGUUUUAGAAAACACCAAACAUUCUUUGCUUGGUGGAGAACUGGCUACAAAAUUCGCUGUAGAGAUGGGAUUCAAAGAAGAACCUUUACAGACAGAAGAAUCAAAGAAAAUGUGGUUGGAUUGGAAAUCAAACAACUGUCAACCCAAUUAUUGGAAGAACGUAGUUCCGGACCCAAAAAGAUCUUGUGGCCCAUAUCGUGUAGCAAAUAUCAUGGAAGACAAUGUGGAGGAGCAUGAAUCACAUGUGAACGAAGAAAACCACGAUACGAUCGGAGUUGUAGCUAUAGAUUUGAAUGGACAUAUAGCAGCAGGUACAUCGACGAAUGGAGCUAGAAAUAAAAUCCCUGGCCGCAUUGGGGAUUCCCCCAUAGCUGGCGCAGGCGCAUAUGCUGAUCAAAGGGUUGGUGCGGCAGCUGGAACUGGUGAAGGAGAUAUAAUGAUGCGUUUUUUGCCAAGUUUCCUGGCUGUAGAGGAAAUGCGCCGUGGCGCGACUCCUAUUGAAGCUGCCACCACAGCGAUCAGAAGGAUUGCCGAACAUUAUCCUACAUUCACCGGUGCUGUAAUUGCAAUAAACAAAGAUGGAGAAUACGGUGCUGCGUGCAACGGAAUCACACGCUUCCAACAUUACGUAGCUAAUCCUGAAUUAGGACAAGCGAUGAUGCAUUUUGUUAAUUGCAUAGAUGCCAAAUACGAAGUCUUUAAAGUCUAGAAACGACCGAUCGUUUCCUUGUAAUUUCUUUUAAUUUCUAAAACUUGUACUUAUUAGGAAGCAUAUUCCUAAGCAUAUUAGGAAGCAUAUUCAAUAUAAUAUAAUAUCUAUAUUAUAAUAUAUUGUUAUCUGUAU
Molecule: messenger RNA, 1521 nt
Organism: Bombus terrestris (buff-tailed bumblebee)
Lineage: Eukaryota; Metazoa; Arthropoda; Insecta; Hymenoptera; Apidae
Product: N(4)-(Beta-N-acetylglucosaminyl)-L-asparaginase
Exons: 6
Coding region: 322-1386 (354 amino acids)
Biological process (GO): protein deglycosylation
Cellular component (GO): lysosome
Molecular function (GO): N4-(beta-N-acetylglucosaminyl)-L-asparaginase activity
Source: RefSeq, a predicted model, not a curated record